GAUUAAAUUAAGUGUAAACAAUGAAUAUUUUUGUUAUUUCUUAGAUUCUUAAUUUAUAUUUGUAUUUAAAAAUGAACGUCAAUGAGAAUAAUUCUCAAAACAAACCUAACUUGGCUACAGAGGAAUAUUGGAAUGAUACUUACAAUGUAGAAUUGGACAAUUUCAAAAACUUUGGCGACCCUGGUGCCGAAUGGUUUGGCCAUAGUAUAGGACUAAAGAUGAUUAAGUGUAUACAAUCAAACUGUAAAAUUAGUCAAGAAGAUCCCAUUUUAGAUGUUGGAUGUGGAAAUGCUUUACUUUUAACUCAAUUAGCUAAAUUAGGAUUUUCCAAUCUGUAUGGCAUAGAUUAUUCAGCACCUGCAGUAAAAUUAGCAAAUUCAAUAGUUAAAAAUCAAAAAAUAGAUAAUAUAACACUAAAGGAAUUUGACUUUUUGACUGAUGAUGUAAAAACAUUACCGACAUUUUCAUUGGUUUUGGAUAAAGGUACUUAUGAUGUUAUUAGUAUGGACGAUGAAAGUAAAGAAAAGAGAACCAAAUACAAAGAAAAUAUUAUCGACUUAUUACAACCUAAUGGAAUGUUUUUAAUUGUUAGUUGUAAUUGGACACAAUUAGAAUUAAAUGAACAAUUUGGCGAUGCAUUUCGAGUUGUUCACACUAUACCAACUCCGUCAUUCCAGUUUGGAGGAGCUGUUGGUAAUACAUUGUCAGCCACUCUUUACCAAAAAUCAUAAAAGAAGAAAAGUAUUGUGUUUUAU
Molecule: messenger RNA, 755 nt
Organism: Melanaphis sacchari
Lineage: Eukaryota; Metazoa; Arthropoda; Insecta; Hemiptera; Aphididae
Product: EEF1A lysine methyltransferase 2
Exons: 5
Coding region: 72-731 (219 amino acids)
Biological process (GO): peptidyl-lysine dimethylation; peptidyl-lysine monomethylation
Cellular component (GO): cytoplasm
Molecular function (GO): protein-lysine N-methyltransferase activity
Source: RefSeq, a predicted model, not a curated record